Messenger RNA from Echinostoma caproni, 612 nucleotides. Lineage: Eukaryota; Metazoa; Platyhelminthes; Trematoda; Plagiorchiida; Echinostomatidae. The record is from the annotation of a GenBank genome assembly.
ACGCCCAUUGGAGCAAGAAACGGGACUCCCGUUGGUUCAAAUGGGUUGUCAGUCGAAUUUCCACAUGAACCCUACACUUGUCAAGUGGAAUACAUGAGAAGGCUUCUUCUGGGUCAAAAUGCCAUCUUGGAAUCGCCCACUGGCACAGGAAAGACGCUAUGUCUACUUUGUACUUCACUGGCCUGGAUUAUAAUUCAUAAAUGUACUAAUCAUUGUUGUCCAGUGGAUCCCUUUUCCGAAGUCAGGAUUGCACAACUUAGACCCAAUAAGCCCAAAGUCAUUUUCGCCUCUCGAACCCAUUCUCAACUGGCACAAGCGGUCAAAGUGCUGAAGGAAACUGCCUAUAUUGUUGUAAACCCCAUACACGACCGGAGGUAUGUGAGUACAGUAACCUCAGUAGGUUAUCGUACUUCUGGGGCAUUCCUUUUCGAAGAAGGGAGCCCAUCAGAGCUUCGCAGUCAAUUGAGUCGAAGGCUCCUUUCAGGUCAAGGAACACUGCUAUCGUUGGCCGACGGUGGGUUUGACGCAGAUCAACGAUCUGACGCAACGUGUAAAUCUGAUCAAUACAUCCACGGCCAAGCCGGAAUUCGGCUUGCUGUUUACGGAUGUUAG